AUGAACUUUUUGAACGAAACGGCAGACGAUGCCACACUCACGAUGCGAAUCAAUCAGGUGGACAUUCACGAAAAUUAUGACCAAGAAAAAAAGGUCAACAACAUCGCCAUUGUGACGCUCGAGUCGCCCGUCAAAUUCACGGACAGAAUUUCGACCGUCUGCCUGCCGAAAGCGUGCCACCAAGGCCUCCAUUCCGGCUCCCCUCAGACUCUGGGAUGGGGAAACGCCAAGGAAGGUGAAAGAAACUCGGAUGUCCUCCGCCAAGUGGACGUCAAUAUUGGCAGCAAAAAUUGGUGUGCUGAACACCUGCGCGGCGGAUUAGCCGACCACUGGAUGUGCGCCCAAACAAAGCAAAUUUUGUGUCAGAAUGACGACGGUGGCCCGUUGAUCCUGCGAUCAUUCUUAGAAUCCCAAGACUGCCCCUGGGUUCAAUUUGGCAUUCUGAUUCACGGAAGUGGAUGCUUUGAAAACGGUGAGCCGGAUGUUUACACCCGAUUGACAUCAUUCUCGACCUGGAUCGAUGAUAAGGUGAAUCCAUGGCAAUAA
Daphnia pulicaria is the source of this 546-nucleotide messenger RNA. RefSeq names its product transmembrane protease serine 11G-like. Gene Ontology annotation, biological process: proteolysis. NCBI's taxonomy places the organism in Eukaryota, Metazoa, Arthropoda, Branchiopoda, Diplostraca, Daphniidae. The record is from RefSeq and is a predicted model, not a curated record. The transcript has 4 exons. Gene Ontology annotation, molecular function: serine-type endopeptidase activity. The coding region runs from base 1 to 546 and encodes 181 amino acids.